Messenger RNA from Echinops telfairi (small Madagascar hedgehog), 801 nucleotides. Its product is annotated as olfactory receptor 10AG1-like. Bases 25 to 801 code for a protein of 258 amino acids. Gene Ontology annotation, cellular component: membrane. The record is from RefSeq and is a predicted model, not a curated record. Gene Ontology annotation, biological process: G protein-coupled receptor signaling pathway. The transcript has 3 exons. NCBI's taxonomy places the organism in Eukaryota, Metazoa, Chordata, Mammalia, Afrosoricida, Tenrecidae. Gene Ontology annotation, molecular function: olfactory receptor activity.
CAUGGAAAUGUUUCUUUUCCACAGAUGAAUUAUCAUGAUAAACCACCAGAAGAAAAUCUAACUGAAUUUAUAGAAUUUGUUCUCUUGGGUUUUGCUGAUUUGCCCCAUCUACAGUGGUAUCUUUUUGGAUUGUUUUUAACCAUCUACAUUAUUAUCCUGAUGAGUAACGGCACCAUCUUUCUAAUAACCAAACUGGAUCCUGCUCUCCAGAGUCCAAUGUACUUUUUCCUGGCAAAUUUCUCUUUCCUUGAAAUGUGCUAUGUAUCCGUUACUCUGCCCAGAAUGCUGAUGGAUCUGGGGACCCAGAGGAGGAGAAUUCCCUUAGUACCCGGCCUUCCCCUCAUUCAAGGUGUUACAUAUCAGAUUUUUUCUCUGCCUUUUUGUGGCUCUAAGGAAAUCAACCACUUCUUCUGUGAAAUUCCCCCACUUGUUAAGCUGGCUUGUGUGCAUACUUUUAUCAAUGACAUGUUGCUCUACUUAGUAGCUGUGUUAUUUGGCAUAGUUCCAUUUCUGUUGAUCCUUGGCUCUUACAGUAAAAUCAUCUCCACCAUCCUGAAGUUGCCAUCAGCUGCAAGUCGUUCCAAAGCCUUCUCCACCUGCUCGUCUCAUGUUAUGGUUGUGGUUUUAUUCUUUGGAUCAGCAAUUAUUGCCUACUUGAGACCAAAGAGCAGUCACUCAGAGGAAACUGGCAAAGUCCUUUCCCUUUUCUAUACUAUUCUCACUCCGAUGUUCAACCCCAUAAUAUACAGUCUAAGGAAUAAGGAUGUCAUAAUGGCCCUGAGAAAGUUGUUAUACAAAUAA